AUGCUAUCACUGCGUGCUGCUCUCCGUACUUCGAUGGUUACUGCUCUGCUGGGUACUUGUGUAGUACCAGUGGCAGGCACCCAUUCCGAUGAUAUUGAUAAUUUGGUUACUGCGAUGAGGGCGACCAAGAGGAGCCAGAGACUUACCAAAGAACCGAGUCAAUCGGAGGUUCUCGCUUUGAUCCACAAGGCUACACAAACUCCGAGCCAGAAGGUGCACCCGACUUACUGA
This is a messenger RNA of Perkinsus marinus ATCC 50983, 231 nucleotides long. RefSeq lists its product as hypothetical. The record is from RefSeq and is a predicted model, not a curated record. The transcript is spliced from 2 exons. NCBI's taxonomy places the organism in Eukaryota, Perkinsozoa, Perkinsida, Perkinsidae. The coding region runs from base 1 to 231 and encodes 76 amino acids.